Penicillium soppii is the source of this 1827-nucleotide messenger RNA. RefSeq names its product RibD family protein. Lineage: Eukaryota; Fungi; Ascomycota; Eurotiomycetes; Eurotiales; Aspergillaceae. Gene Ontology annotation, biological process: riboflavin biosynthetic process. The record is from RefSeq and is a predicted model, not a curated record. The transcript has a single exon. Gene Ontology annotation, molecular function: 5-amino-6-(5-phosphoribosylamino)uracil reductase activity. Bases 1 to 1827 code for a protein of 608 amino acids.
AUGGACCAUGCCUCCAACGCGUCCGUUUCAAGCUUAGGGUCUUCCGACAGCGAGGUUGGAUCCCCGCACAAUGGUGUUUCAAGUGUUUCAAUGCAAGCGAACGACGCGUUAGUAAUCGAAUCGACACGCGAUACAGAUACGAUGGACGAAGACCUCCGUAAAACUCCAACCCCGAUCAACCUGUCUGGCGCCCUCGACAAACAGGCUUUACAAUGUGACGAAAACGGUUCGACCCAGCCAAACACAACCAACCCAGGUGAUUCUCACAGCAAUGCGCCUACGACCCAAAGCUCGAGAACAACUCCAAGUCUUUUCAACAACCCGCCUAACCUAGCGCGCAUACGAAAGGUUUUGUUUGAAUGCAAGGACCCGAUAGAAAUCAGCCUGGAGGAGUUCGAGACAUAUUGGCCCUUCAUCGACAAUGUGUGGGUGAAACAGAGAUCAAACGCCAGUAAAGAGGGUCAUUGCACCACGGACUAUUAUAUGUGUCGUUUACGGCGUCCUACACACCGUACGUCGGAAACGCGCCCAUUACCAGAAGGAAAGCGCCCUCGGAAGAAGCGCGUCCGAGAGGGAGGCAUUUGCAAUUUCCAAAUCAAGGUUGUCCGGUUCGAGGGCGCAUACUCGACAGUCACAAUUGCGCGAACACCGGGAAGUUGCAGCGUUCACUCGCAUGACCUUGACUACAUCGAUCGAGUGAAACGGAACUCGGGUUUAAUGGAAUAUGCGCGGAAAGAGUCUGUGAAAGGAUAUUUACCUUCUUCCAUCUAUACCAAAUUUCAAGAGGAGCCAGAGAAGCUCGGGGAAGCUGGAGGGCGGUUCUUCACUGUAACCGAUGUCCGCAACAUAUCGGCCAAAUGGCGCAUACAAAACCCAGAAGUGAAUCUGGUGGCACAUGAGGGCUACGAAUACCAAAAGGGCCAUGGUAUUGUCAAGACCCAAAGCACCGACGGUGUUAAUGAAGUGCCCUCACAGAUAAAACCGGUCUCACCCAGUCCAUCCUCAUUGCCUCCUGACACAUUAUCAUUCCCGCAAUUUUCGCUGGAUUUCCUACAUCCUUAUCUUCCAAAUCACUCUGAACGUCGGGAGUUCCCUCACGUCACAUUGUCCUACGCCUCGUCAAUGGACUCAAAAAUAUCUCUUCAACCUGGAAUGCAGACGGUAUUGUCUGGACCGGAGGCUAAAUUGAUGACCCAUUAUCUUCGCUCCCGACAUGAUGCCAUUCUUGUUGGGGUGGGAACGGUUCUUGCCGAUAAUCCCGGCUUGAACUGUCGCCUAGAAGGUGCUGGUGGGUUUGGAGGUCUUGGGAGAAUGUGGCAACCAAGACCAGUGAUCAUCGAUCCCAUGGGACGAUGGCCCGUUCACCCAGAGUGCCGAAUGUUGCGAACUGCCGUGGAUGGCAAAGGCAAAGCUCCAUGGGUUGUGGUGUCCCCGGGAGCUCAGAUCAACCCACAGACGCUAAUGAUGCUCAAAGGUUACGGAGGUGACUUUCUCCGUAUUGUAGAAUACAAUCAACAUUGGCGACUACGUUGGGAAGCUGUGUUCCGUGCCUUGGCGUCCGAGGGUAUCAAAAGUGUCAUGAUUGAGGGUGGUGGAACUGUGUUGAGUGAACUAUUGAACCCUGAAUAUACCAGCUUCAUUGACUCAAUCAUUGUGACAGUUGCACCCACCUAUCUUGGACGUGGUGGAGUGAACGUCAGUCCUGACUCGAAGCAGGACCCAGAGGGUACACCCAAUGCUGCAUUAAACCCUCGCAAUGUCAAAUGGAUGCCAUUGGGACAGAAUGUAAUCAUGUGUGGAAAGAUUCGACAAGAAACCGACAUUUAG